AUGCCUCGCACAACUAUGAGGCUCUACCUUGGUAUGAGCGGAUCCGUCGCGAAUAUACGAAGAAUUUGGAUGCCUCUAUACCUUCAUUUAGACACCGACGGUGUGGCAAACGCUCGUAUGCGCCAGGAAACCCUCGAUGUCAUUCGCUCUGUCUAUGAACCUAUGUUAGUAGCUUGGCUCGCUGACCCAACCCACACCUGGAACAGGAUGUUUGCGAGAGCAAAUGGUGGCCAUGACUUUGAACAAGCCAUUCUCGCUAGGAGGGCCGAACUGCCACCAUCAGUUCAAUCGGCAGAGACUGAUGAUGUCCUAGGUGGAAUCCUCUUUGAUAUUCUUAGAUUCCACCGUUUCGUCGAUCCUACCUGGCGGGUCCCUUUGCCUCCUCCUCCACCACCUCCACCACCUCCUCCUCCACCACCACCACCUCCCCCUCCCCCUCCCCCUCUGGGAGGCGCUCCUGCAGCUGACGAUGACUCCGAUGAUUCCACAUCUUCUGAAUCUAUAGAUAUUUAUAGAUCAUCUGACUCUAUGGAUACUUCUAGCCCUUCCAACUCUAUGUGCUAUUCUACCUCUCCCGACUCCAUGCUCAAUUAUCCCUCUUCUGACGCUAUGGACGAUUCUAGAUCUUCCGACGCAGAGGUUAAUUCUACCUCUUCCACCUCUUCUGAAUCCAUUGACAUUUAUAGAUCAUCUGACUCUAUGGAUACUUCUAGCUCUUCCAACUCUAUGGGUCGUUCUACCUCUUCUGACGCUAUGGACGAUUCUAGAUCUUCUGAAGCAGAAGUUAAUUCUACCUCUUCCACCUCUUCUGAAUCCAUUGACAUUUAUAGAUCAUCUGACUCUAUGGAUACUUCUAGCUCUUCCAACUCUAUGGGUCGUUCUACCUCUUCUGACGCUAUGGACGAUUCUAGAUCUUCUGAAGCAGAAGUUAAUUCUACCUCUUCCACCUCUUCUGAAUCCAUUGACAUUUAUAGAUCAUCUGACUCUAUGGAUACCUCUAGCUCCUCCAACUCUAUGGAUGUUUCUACCUCUUCCGACUCUGUAGAUAACCAUGGCUCUUCUGACCCUAUGGAUAUUUAUAGAUCUUCUGACUCUAUGGACGCUUCUAGCUCCUCCUCCCCCGAAGACGGUUCUAGCUCUUCUGAAGCGGAAGAGGAUUCUAGCUCCCCCGAAGCAGAAGACACCGGUGCUGCUCCCCCUCCGCCACCACCACCUCCUCCGGCUGCCGAACUUGCAGCUGACCCCGACCCCGAGAAUUUGGAAUCCUCCGACUCUAUCAGUGUUCCUAGCUUCUCUGUCACUUCUUCGUCUUCCUCCGAAGCAGAAGAUAGAUCAGGCCUAGAUAUGCUUGCACUGGCUGCACAAGUUGUUGCUGCUGCUCCUGUCCCUUUCCCAGCCCCAGCCCCAGCUCCCACUAAGAAGCCUGACCCUGCUACUAACCCCCUAUUUAUACUCGCAGAAGCUGCGGAACUGAGGCGAAAAAGACCACACGAUUUUGAUGACGACGCAGAUUUUGACGAGCGGCCACCGCAGAAGCGUGCACGGUAA
Messenger RNA from Penicillium paradoxum, 1548 nucleotides. RefSeq lists its product as uncharacterized. NCBI's taxonomy places the organism in Eukaryota, Fungi, Ascomycota, Eurotiomycetes, Eurotiales, Aspergillaceae. The transcript has a single exon. The record is from RefSeq and is a predicted model, not a curated record. Bases 1 to 1548 code for a protein of 515 amino acids.